Temnothorax curvispinosus is the source of this 6861-nucleotide messenger RNA. It is a transcript of the gene Alk, whose product is annotated as leukocyte tyrosine kinase receptor. Gene Ontology annotation, biological process: regulation of neuron differentiation; cell surface receptor protein tyrosine kinase signaling pathway; positive regulation of kinase activity. NCBI's taxonomy places the organism in Eukaryota, Metazoa, Arthropoda, Insecta, Hymenoptera, Formicidae. The transcript is spliced from 25 exons. The record is from RefSeq and is a predicted model, not a curated record. Bases 1376 to 5803 code for a protein of 1475 amino acids. Gene Ontology annotation, cellular component: membrane; signaling receptor complex. Gene Ontology annotation, molecular function: protein binding; transmembrane receptor protein tyrosine kinase activity; ATP binding.
GAUUAAACAAAAAUCGCCAUUUACGGUCCGAGCUGGAUCGAACUUUAAAAAAAAUUUAUAUUUUAAAAAUCUUCUUUGAUGUCAUUUUUAUAUUUAAAAAGUAUAUUUUUAAUAUACAUAAAAUAAAAAAGUGCCCAUCUAAAUGCGUUACAGCAAUCAAUUAAUCAAUCAAUCGUUUAUUCCUUCGGCAAAAAGCCAAGAAGGGACUUGGUUUACAAUAGAACCUUAACUCCAUUCACAUUCACAUUCAUACCCAUUCCGCACGCUCCUAAUACGUUCUUAUUUCCUUUUCUUCAUUUUACAUUCCUUCUCCCUCCACAAUUUCGUCAAUACGUCGCCUUUUAUUCUCUCCAAUACAUUGUUACACAAUCUGUUUACAAUUUCAUUACUAUUAUUCUCUAAUCCUGAUGUGAAUAACCAGUCGUGCGUUACAGCAAUCGUCACAUUUAACAUUAAUAUACGGGCAACAAAUUAUUCCUAAUUGGAGUACGCGCUUAUAUUAAUUUCAAUAUUAAUCAUUUAAUUGUCCGAUAACUUUAGUUGUCCAGUUGUUGAUAGAGUUCCUCGUUUUAUCUUUUACCUUGAACUGAUGUAAAAGGGGAACGAUGGGGGAGCACGUGUCUCGUGUGCGCUCACAAACGCUGCACGUGCGAGAAAUCAUCAGGAUCGAGAGCACGACAGAAAACUAUACAUAGCGCGAUAUCGACGUAACUUGUCUUAAUUACGUUACGACAUUGUCUGCUUUGACUUUGCGACAAUGCUCUGCUGCUCGAAGUGUGCCGUUCAAAGGGCCGUCGGUCGCUUGCAUGGCAAAACAGCAUACAUCGUAAAUCGAGGAAUGUUUACCGUCGCUACGUAUAUACAUACGCGAUUGCGUAAAUACGCGAAUUUUGCCGAUAUUGAUCAAAAGGUCGGUCUCCAUGGCUCUCGAUGCACGGGCCAUGUUAUUAUUGAAACGAGGGGACAUAAUCCACGGAAAUAAUCAUAAGCCGGGCGAUUGCUCGAAUCCUCCGGAAGAGAGGAGAGGGAGAGAGAGAGAGAGAGAGAGAAAGGGAGAUGUAUCUGAAGGAAAGAGCAAAACGCUUUCCUCGAUUGCUGUUAACGAGACACGAGAUCAGACAGAUCUCGUCGUUGCUGCAUCCUGCGCGCAGUACACUUUACAUCGCGUACUGUGUCUUGGUGCUUUUGGCGAACAGACAGACCGUGUUGAAAGUUGGAUUAAUCGAGGAGCGAGAGACAGAAAGAAAGAGAGGGUCCUGAAUUAGUAAGGUGCGCUGUGAAUAAAUCAUCGAUAUAUUGAUCCAUCGCCGCGCGUGAUUUUCUCACCAACGGAAAAAAGUUUCUUCUCAAGUAAAUAAAUAAAUAAUCUUGAAUAAUGGAAAACGAUCAUAGCAGCAACGGCAGCAACGGCGGUUCGCUGCUUCGGAUCGUCGUGAUUUGUUGUUGUAUCUCGGUGACUUCCUGCUCUAUGUGGCAUGGUAAAAGUUUUAAGGAAAAAUUAUUGGAACUUCGAAAGAGCCCUUCGUCACAAAUGGGUUACUGUGAUUUGGACACCGAAUGCGACUGGGACUGGAGCGAGACCCGGGGUUUCAAGAAAGUCAGGGCGCGCAGCGAUGUGCCAGAACCCUUUCCGAGAACGGACGCCAACAACUCCGCAAUCGGCAAUUUCCUGUGGUUCAGCGGCAAAGGGGACGCCCAAAUAUGGUCCAAAUCGAUUGCUCGCACGGGUCCGCGUUGCCGUAUCGAAUUCUGGCUUUAUAUGGUGGAAAUGGAGUACGGAUUCAUAAAUCUUGUCAUACAAACGAACAGCAAUAACAUGAGUUCCAUCGCGGUGACGAAAAGCGGAAAUAACACCGCCACAUGGAAAAAGAUAAGCUUCUCAUUACGCGCGAUCGAUCAGUCCUAUAAAUUAAUUUUAGAGGUCUAUCUGCCCUAUCCUAAUUCGAGCAUCGGCGUCGACAACCUUCGCCUAGUUAAUUGCUUUCCAGAAUCUAUCGAGGAUUGUACCAAGAACAUGUUUCGGUGUAACAUCGGGCCCUGCUUAAACAGGACCCGUGUCUGCGACUUCACGAAGGAUUGCGUCGACGGCGAAGACGAAGCGCUCGAGUGCGACAAGAUACCGGCGAACGCGAAGUGCAACUUCGAGGACGGUUGGUGCGGAUGGACGAACGUCCCUGGGAGACCUCUAAAUUGGACCCGUCAUAGUGGCCCUACGCCAACCUUUCGGACCGGACCCAAUUACGAUCAUACUUACCGCAAUGCAACUGGAAUGUACGCGUUCGUGAACAUGGGUUUUAAACAUGCGGCUGUCAAGUACGGCAGUCGAGCCACGAUGACAAGUCCUUUGUAUAAUCCGACACCACCUUACAGCAGGGACCCUAACAGCCCUUAUUAUCGGUCGUGUCAAGUACGCUUUUUCUAUCACAAACACGGUGCGCAUAGCGCAUCUCUUGGGCUCUUUUUAGUCCAAGUAAAACCAUAUGGAAAUCAUACCGAAAACUUGUGGUGGUCCUACGGACCUGCUAACGACGCUUGGCACAACGAGGCGAUUGCUCUAGAUGUAAAAUACAGGUACCACUUGCAAUUCGAAGCGUCCAGAGGGUAUUCCUCGAAAGGUGAUAUAGCGGUUGAUGAUAUUUCCCUGAGUCCAGAAUGUUUCGGCAUUGGGGUUCCACGGGAAAUUGUAGGCGAUUUUGAUUAUUACCGAACCGUUAUUGAAUCCGAGAAGGUGCCAAUGCAGCAUCCGGAUUUUGUAAACGAGACAGUCAUCCGAAUUACCACUUGCGGAGCUACCGGCAGAAAUGGUCCUACCUACGAGAAAUGUAAUGACACAGAUGUAGAGUUUUUGUCGCCGUCACAAAAUGAAGAGGAUAAAAUGCCCUUUCCUUUAAUUCCUUUAAAUGGAAUCCAACGGUGGACCGCACCACGCGGUGAAUAUUACACUUUAAUCGCCGUCGGAGCACGAGGCGGACAGGGUUCAAGUAACAUCGGCAUUACCCUGGGUGCAUUUGUUCGCGGUGUCAUAGAGCUCCAGAAAGGCGACCAACUAUAUUUCAUGAUGGGUCAAGAGGGAACGAACGCCUGUGCUAAAAAUCUCGGCUUAAAGACAACCACCUGUCAGUCGUCGGAUCAAAUCGACUUAUCGCUGCAGCAGACAUCGUCAAAAGUGCGAGAAGUGAAGAAGAUCGAGUUUAAGAAUCCUGGUGGCGGUGGCGGUGGUGCGACUGCCAUCUUUACGUUCAAAGCGAACGGCGAACUGGAACCUAUCUUAAUCGCGGGUGGUGGCGGUGGUUUGGGGUUGAAUCCCUCUAUGGACGAUGGAUUACAGCAUGGGCGCGGUUCCUUUCCCGCGGGUAGACUUUCAUCUUCUCCGUCCAAUGUUUCAGAACGCAUGGGUGGACCAGGUGCCAAUUGGAACGGUACGAAGCCUAAUUUUCAACAAAAGACCUGGGGAUCGCCAUUAAUUUAUGGAGGUAUAGGAGGACUCGGUUGCGAGUCAGGAAAUGAAGGCCACGGUAACGGAGGCUUCGGUGGAGGUGGAGGCGGUUGCCAAUCAGGGGGUGGUGGAGGUGGUUACGUCGGUGGUAAUGCGGGACACAACAACGGAAACGGUGAGGGUGGUUACUCGUACGCCAGUCAGAAGCUCACCGACGUUUAUUUCAAAUCUGGAGUCCAUUCCGGCCCGGGCGAGGUCUUCAUCAUACCUGCGAUCAGCGGUUGCGGUUGCGAUUAUCGCUGCGUCGCGCUCGAUCGGUACUUGAGCGAGACCAAGUGUCUCUGUCCUCAGGGUUGGCUGCUCAGCAACAACUCCAAAUCCUGCAUCAUGACUGACGAUUCCAAAGGUGGACAUCAAACGCACUUAAUUCAGCUUCUAGGUGUAGUCAUUGGCCUCUUCACUAUUAUUGGAAUUUGCCUAGUAUCUUAUAAACGAUACCAAAAACAGAAAGCGCUUUCGCAUCGCCGUCAAGUGAUGUUCGGCAACGGCACCGAAUUAGCUGCAUUGCGUCCAGGAAACGUGUCGGACACGAUGAUGACCGAAUUCAACCCCAACUACGAGUUUGCUGGCAAUCUCUACAGCUUCAAGGACUUGCCGCAAAUACCUCGCGACUGUAUUACUUUAGUGAAACCUCUCGGCCAAGGCGCCUUCGGCGAAGUUUUCCAGGGCGUGUACAAAUACAGACGCCGCGAGGAACAUCCCGUCGCCGUCAAGACGCUACCGUCUUUAUCCACGACGCAGGCAGAAGCGGAUUUCAUGAUGGAGGCACUGAUAAUGAGCAAAUUCAAUCAUCCUAAUAUAGUACACUUUAUCGGUGUCUCCUUCGACAAACAUCCGAGGUACAUCGUUCUCGAAUUAUUAGCCGGAGGUGACCUCAAGAAUUUUCUGCGCGAAGAACGGCCUCGAUCAGACCGACCUACAUCGUUAACGAUGCUAGACCUUAUUGUGUGCGGCUACGACGUCGCGAACGGCUGUAAAUACAUGGAGGAAGCGCGUUUUAUACACCGAGAUAUUGCCGCUAGGAAUUGCUUGUUGACUACCAAAGCAGCGGGCCGUACCGUCAAGAUCGCGGAUUUCGGUAUGGCCAGGGAUAUUUAUCGAAGCGAUUAUUAUAGGAAAGGUGGCAAGGCAAUGCUGCCCAUAAAGUGGAUGCCACCCGAGAGCUUCUUGGACGGCAUAUUUACUACGAAGACCGACGUCUGGGCCUUCGGCGUGCUUCUAUGGGAGAUUAUGUCAUUCGGAUAUAUGCCUUACACCGGAUGUGCAAAUCGCGAAGUCAUGUCGAUGGUAACGUCCGGCGGCCGUCUCGAGAAACCCGCGGGAUGCCCAGAUCCUAUAUAUGGAAUCAUGACGCGGUGCUGGCAUCCACGCCCUGAUGACAGACCAAGUUUCGCCACCAUUGCCGAAAGGAUUGGCUAUUGUUUACAGGAUCCUGAUGUGAUAAAUCAACCAACGCCUAAUUUCGAUAUAUUGCCAAUCUGCGAUCGUGAAAUAACAAUCAUGAGACCGGACCCGGAAGCGGAAUGCAUCAACGUGCAGUCUGAUUUGGAUGGCUACAUGCAACCGAGAAUCGUCGAUCCACGGUCCGUUGCACGUCGUGUGGAUCAAGCUAUGGGUGGCACCGUCUAUGAUCCGGAAAAUGAAAAAUCAAUCGAAGACUGCAAGUUGUACGGAGGAAAUUACGCGAAAUCAACGGGAUGCCGGAAAGGAAAAUUUAAUUGCAAUACGCACGACUCUGGCACGGAUGCUUUUGAGCAAACGUACAGCGACAACGAUCACGAUGAAGAACGUGACGACGAGGACAAACGUAGGAUCGACCGAUCGGAUCGACAAGACAGCAGGGCAAUACAUCGAACCAACAACAUCGAAGACUGCGAUAACGUAGACAACGGCAACAACCGUCCAGAGGAUGAAUGUCAUAUGACUGCCAACAUCGAUAACGCGAUAACGGAUCGCAAAAAUGGCAAUGAGAGCACAACGACUACCGACACCAACUCCGACUCUCUGAUAGCACAAUCCUCGGACACCCCGCCCGACACCACGACGCACUCGUCGCCCAAUACGCGCACUUGUUCGCCAAGUCGUACCAUCGGCCUCAACGCCAAUGUCAGUAAUGUGAACGGCAUGGUGAAGAAGAAUACUCUGAAGGCGACCCUGAGUCUGGACCCGAGCGCGCUCUGCAGAGGCACCAUCCCCUACGAGAAGAUCACAACGCAAACGCAACGCUCGAGCACGCCGGGCAAUUUGGAGUUAAGGAAGGACUCUCUGGGUCACGAGCUGCCGAGGGAGGAGGAGUGCUCCUGCUGAGAUUUAUCCGAGGGGGGUUGACGAGGCUGCCCGGCCGCGCUCGGCUGCAUGAUCGCUCGCCGAUUGCAGCUGCAACGGUCGGCCACGACGACUGCGAUUAUCAGGGACACGCAGCUCGUAGAACUCUCCUCGCCUCUGUGGGCCCAGGAUAACGAAUACUCGCGUCGUUACUAUUCCGAGGAGACUCUCCUGUGAAUGGGAUAUUCGGGGAGGAAACCGCGAAUUUCUCUUCGCGCGGGCGACACUUUUUUUUUUGACGCGCGCCGAACGUGGAUCUCCGUAAGAAAGACACGCGACUAUCGUAAGUCGGAAGAAAAGAGAUUGCUACAAAAGGAUGCAAAACAGGCAAAUUGUGUACAUACGAGGGGGGGGGGGGAUGAAAGAUACCAAAUACGUAACACAUGUAUUCAAUACGUUAAGCGUCACAUACACACAUACAUACAUACAUACACAUAUACUCUUACGCAAAGUGAACUCGUUGAAUGAACUUUCUAAUUCCGUGAUAGCAAUGGGGCAGGAAUUUAUAAAAUUAUUGUAUCACUCGUUAACGUGGAUCUUCGAGCGCGAAUUAAUCAGGGUGACGUAGCAGCUCAUGAAGUCAACGUUAAAAACGUGGAUACGUAAACUUGGAAAUGGCAGAUUGAGGAAUGUUUUUGCGGUGUAUAUAUAUACAUUUGAUAUUUAAAAGUCUAUAAGGAACGCGAGCAGUCUCGUCUUCGACGUAAAGUAAACCCCCGGUCGGAGACAUUACGGCCGUAUUGUCCUAUCUGUCUAAAGGGUUGAGGUUCCCAGCGAGAUACGGAUACGCGAAAUGUGGCUAUGGCUGCCGAGUAAAAUGUUACACUGUAAUAUCGAUGUAAAAAUCUCCGUAGGCUGAUCGAUGAACGCGUCUUGGAAAUGGAGAGGGUGGGGCGGGGGGCAGGGAAGGGAAUAAAAAGAGCACAAGCCCUUUUUUAUUUUUCUUACAACGACGACGUACUUUACGUGCGCGUAGCAUAUGAAAAUCAGCCACUAUAAUGUAUCUGUACGUGAAACGCAAUAAAAGCGUGUUUAUGGAA